AUGCAGGGAAACACAUCUUCGCCUCUGAACUCAACCUCCCUCCCGACGCCACUCCCUCCCAACACCACCGCUAACAUCAAUGCCACAGCGAAGCCCUUCAGUGUGUUUGAAGGGUGCGAGCACCAGGUGGAAGGCAUCCUCUUUGACCUGACCCUGCAGAGCAUUAACGUAGUGGUGGGAAUCCCCGCCAACUUAGCGGUCAUCGCGAUCCUCAUCCGCAGUCGCAAAACCCCCUCCACUUCGGACGUGUUCCUGGGCUGCCUUGCUUUCAUGGAUUUCUACUUUGGUACCAUGACCCCCCUCAGCUUCCUAAACUUUUACUACUGGCACAGCAAAGCGGUGUGGUCCGCCCUGAAGUUCUCCUACGGGGUGAAAGACACGAGCGGGCCGCUGUUCCUGUCCUGCAUCUGCCUCGACCGCUUCGUGGCUGUGAUCUUUCCGGUCCAGUUCGGCCAGUUCAAACCCAUCAAGUACAGGUUAGGCCUCUCCGUGCUGGUGUUAUUCCUCACCUUUGCAUACUCCGCAGCCAAAACUGUGGGAGGCCUUCCCAACUUCGAGAAGGUGUUCACCGUUGAGAUCCUGGCAGCAUUUGGUUGGAUGAUGCUGUGCAAUGUGUGCGUCCUGUGGGCCCUGAAGAAGUCCCGCGGAGCGGGGAAAGACGAGAUGCACCCCAUGAAGAAGAAGGCCUUCAAGAUGGUGCUGUCUCUCCUCUGUAUCAUUUUGUUUAACUACCUGCCACCUGUAGCACUGUUUCCUUUUGAAGACCACUACUCCCCUGAGGUGUUCCGCUGCUAUGUGCAGCCCGUGUGCUUCGCUUUCGUCAACAUCAGCAGCACGAUCCAGCCCAUUGUUUAUCUGUCCCGGCUGGAGAAGCUGCCUUUCCUGCCGGACUCCUGCGUUCAAAAGUGCUGCAACUGUAUCUCUGCAGAACAACACCAAAUCUCACCAGCACAAAACUCAUCUACUUAA
This is a messenger RNA of Pungitius pungitius (ninespine stickleback), 969 nucleotides long. Its product is annotated as psychosine receptor. The record is from RefSeq and is a predicted model, not a curated record. Lineage: Eukaryota; Metazoa; Chordata; Actinopteri; Perciformes; Gasterosteidae. Gene Ontology annotation, biological process: phospholipase C-activating G protein-coupled receptor signaling pathway; positive regulation of Rho protein signal transduction. Gene Ontology annotation, cellular component: plasma membrane. The coding region runs from base 1 to 969 and encodes 322 amino acids. The transcript has a single exon. Gene Ontology annotation, molecular function: G protein-coupled receptor activity.